GCUCAGACCUCGUGUUCUUUGGCUGUGAUCCUGAGACUAGGAUUAUUCCCGAACAUAAUUUACUGGGAUACAUCGAAAGCUGACAGUCCAUCAACCCGUUGUUGGGCGUUUCUACCGUGACUAUAUGGGGUAGGAACUCGACUUCUAUCAUGUCAAUCAGUGGACCUUGUGUCUGGUUGUCCUCGUUGUCACCUCCAUCUACAUCUCCUCUGUCUGCAAUUACGAAUCACUGGCAGGCACCGUUCUGGAACAGUGAGCAGAUCCCAUCGAGAUCAAGGGUAGUCCCUUCGAGGUUACCCGGAUCGUGGGAGAAACCGGCCGACGUGGCCAGGGCGCCUUCUACCGCCAUGCAACCGGUCGUGCUCAAGGCUGAAAAUGCCUUCCCAGCUGCGACCUCCCCAGGUGCAUCCGCUCAUGUCCGGUAUUCUGGGGGAGAGAUGCCCUUAAGCAAUUCAGAAAACCGAAAACCAGAAGCGGAGGGAGAUUCGUUGGCACGGAUGAGAUUGGAUAAACUCAAUCACAGCGAACCCGCUCUUUCCACGCCACGUGCUGCUAUGAGCCCCAGCGCCCACAGGGAAAUGAGUCCUGAUCUCAGAAAGAACGAGCAAGAAGAGAUGCAGGAUUACGAGAAGGACCAUGGAGAUGCCAUGGCGGCCUCGUCCGAUGAAGGAGCAGGAUCAUCGACGGAAAAGCGGGCGUCAUCAGAUGCGAAGACGGAGAAGAAAAAGAUGAAACGAUUCCGCCUGACGCAUAAUCAAACCCGGUUCCUCAUGAGCGAAUUUACCCGUCAAGCCCAUCCCGACGCUGCUCACCGAGAACGAUUAUCGAGGGAGAUUCCGGGACUGACGCCUCGCCAAGUUCAGGUUUGGUUCCAGAACAGGCGUGCAAAACUCAAGCGGCUUACAAGCAAUGAUCGGGAGCGCAUGCUUAAGUCGAGAGCGUUGCCGGAUGAUUUUGACACAACUCAAGUGCUCCGCACGCCUUUCGACGGCAAGACAUCCGAAACACCGAUGCUACUCACGGACGGCUUACAACGAAUGAACGAUGACGACUAUGUGAUCUCUCCCCUGAGCUCGACCUCCACAACGGGGAACGGCUUCUCAGCUGCAGCCGACAGACAUUUGGAGGGCUAUCCGCCAUCUGGACCAGGGGCAGGUCGGGGUCCCCCGGCGGCGCCCAUCCCGGACCUUCAGAGGAACAACCGGGGGCCCUUUCCCUUUCCUCGAUCGAGCAGUUUUUCAGAAUCCUCAUUCAAUACCGGACUGCACUUCCCGGGCCGUUUUUCGAGACCGGGCGAGCCUCUCAACCACCCGAGCAUGCCCUAUGCGCGGCGCCCGUUGGAUUUUGGAAUGAACCGGUCAGCUAAUGGGAUGAUUGUGGGAUACGAUCACCAUCGGCCGUUGGAGGGUUCGGUAUCGCCAACCGGCCCCCCGGAACAUUCCGUUCCCUACCAUGUAGACAGUCAUAACCAGCAAGCACACAAUUAUCAGCCUCCGCUUACGAUGCCUGCGCCCAAGGGAUUUGGCGGGAUGGAAAUAAACUCACAGAUGCAAUCCCAUGGACGACACAUGCCUUCGCUUCAUUCCGUACCCGUCUCGGACUCCUCGGACUAUCGGCCAUACCCUUACGAACACCAUCCCUACGGCAUGAACACGGCCAUUCCCUUCACUCAGGCCAAUGCUUCUAGCAUGAGUCUUCCUGCGUCAUUCCCGCCGGAACCGAGCAACGUGGGCCAUGGAACUGUCGGCAGUGCAUCUGAUGACCGGAUGGCCAACCCCCCGCAGAUCUUGGAUCCCCUGCGAGCCAAGUUUGGGCAGCAGCCAUUUGACUAUGCCAAUUAUCUAUAAAAUUAUGCCCUUCAGCUUGAGAGUUCGGGCUUCUUGCUUUUCCUCUGGACAUUCUUUUGAUCUGCUCCGUUUUAUCCCCAUCUCUCCGUCCCUCCCCCUCCUUUCCACCCUCUCUCUCUCUCUCUCUCUCUCUCUCUCUCUCUCUCUUAUUGCAUUUAUCGCUCCUGGAACCCUUUUCGUUGUUCCCCCUCUUGCAUAUUGUCUAAUCACC
This is a messenger RNA of Aspergillus steynii IBT 23096, 2058 nucleotides long. RefSeq names its product homeobox domain-containing protein. The coding region runs from base 150 to 1847 and encodes 565 amino acids. NCBI's taxonomy places the organism in Eukaryota, Fungi, Ascomycota, Eurotiomycetes, Eurotiales, Aspergillaceae. The record is from RefSeq and is a predicted model, not a curated record. Gene Ontology annotation, biological process: cell differentiation; regulation of transcription by RNA polymerase II; animal organ morphogenesis. The transcript has 5 exons. Gene Ontology annotation, molecular function: DNA-binding transcription factor activity; RNA polymerase II transcription regulatory region sequence-specific DNA binding. Gene Ontology annotation, cellular component: nucleus.